Chara braunii is the source of this 2881-nucleotide messenger RNA. NCBI's taxonomy places the organism in Eukaryota, Viridiplantae, Streptophyta, Charophyceae, Charales, Characeae. The record is from the annotation of a GenBank genome assembly.
AGAGAGAGAGAGAGAGAGAGAGAGAGAGAGAGAGAGAGAGAGAGAGAGAGAGAGAGAGAGAGAGAGAGAGAGAGGCGUCGUGCGGUCCUCCAAGGACCGUAGUUUUUUAUAACUGUGAUCAUCGCAAUUUUUGUUGCUUGCGCUGCUCCCGAACAUCAUGAUGGUUGUCGACGACGACGUUAGUGAGCACCGCCAUCUCUGUUUCGAAGUUUGCUCUGUCUCUGUUUCGAAGUUUGCUCUGCGCUCAAUGCCUUCUUAAUAUGAUCGUCCUCUUCUUGUCGCAGUCUCUCUCACUCAGUCGUACUCUCCUUCCUCUGUCCUCCUUUUUCUCUUUCAUAGCUGAUGCCUACCAGCUCCACAGUGUUGUGGUCACCUCAUAUUGAUAAAAGUGAAGAGAGAACAACUUGAACUGAUGAUAGAGCGCCAAAUACAGCUAUAGUGACCUGGCGUUUGAUCGGGUGAAGACGGUAAGCUCUUCGUGUCAGAGACACUCUCACUCAUCGUUACUCCGACUUUUCUUUUUUUUGUCCACAGCUGAGAUUUGAGAGGCCCGUGGUUUAUACCUGAGCUGCUUUCCAUCGAAACCGUAUGCUAAGGGUUCGAAUCGCUGUGUCGCUCUUUGUGUCGGAGACGAUGCCAGCAGUGACGGCAGCAGUGCUUGCGGAAGAAGUGCGAGAGCUUGCAAUGGCGGUGGGACUGCUGCUGAUACUAGCAAGGGCAGGAUAUGUCAUGAAGAGCAAGAAGUUAAUAAGGAACCUCUUCUGGAAAACACUUUCUCUGUCCCCUACUCGCGACUUAGCAUCUACAGGCAGUGGCACUUCGGAGGCAGUAGUAGGGCCCACUCGUGGUGGUACUUCCACCAACCCCUACACGAAGGAGGAGGAGGAGAAGAUGACCACCAUUCUGCAGGAGAAGAAGGAGGCCAAGAAGAAGGCCUUGAAGGAGGAGCAGGCGGCCAAACUGAAGAAGAUAGAGGAAGAGAUGGCCAAAGAGAAGGAGAGGAUACAGAAAGAGGUGGAAGAGGAGGAAGAAGAUGAAACGCCAUUGCAGAGGAAGAGGGUGCAGUAUAGUGGUAGUAGGGAUGAAGAGAUGGAGAAGCGAAUCUCCGAGUGGGUCGCCAACUUAUCCCUGGGCGAAGAAGAAGAAGUGGCGAUGUAUAUCUCUAAAGAUGAUCAGGAAGCCGCUAURAGAGCUUGGGAAGCAGAAAGGGAUGUUGUGAAGCAGCAGGCAUUGGAAGACGAAAAGAGGAUGGAGUGGAAGUUGGCAGUGAUGAGGGAGAAGAAGAGGAGAGUGGACGCGGCAGCRGAGGCGGCAGAAGAAUUAGAGGAAGUAAAGAAUAUAGAAGAGCAACUGGCCGCCCAGACCGAACUCCCAGCGCAAAUGCGAGUCAUAGCCCGAAACGUUGCACGCCUGACACGAAUGCAAGCGGAGCAAUAUGAUUUUAGUAGGAGUCAACAAAUAGCUGUACGCUCCAUAAAGUUGGGGUUUCGGGACUUUGCGCGUGAGCUGGUAGGCGCUAUAGGGACCGAGGUGGGUCACCGCCUCGACAAGACUGAGCGGUACUGUGCCGGCGCCAUUGAGGGCGUCAAAGAGGCAGCUCCCAAGGAGGAGGAGGCACGUCCUCCUCGUUGGAAACCGGUCAAAGUCAAAUUCCCUGAUUCCUACAGUGGAAAAAGGGAAGAGAACUUCGACAAUUGGGAGGCUAAUGUCAAGACCUAUGUGCAUCUGCAACAGGUCUCCCCGGAUCAGCAGGUUCUGAUUGCAAUUCACGCGCUCAGAGAUGAAGCCUCCAGCUUUGCAAGGUCCCUAGUUCGCGCUGCCAAUUGCAGCGAUGACCCUGUUGCGUACUCCUCGUUCACUUCCCUCACUGAGUUCUUGAAGCUGUUGCACGAGAGGUUCGCCGAUGUCGCCCGUAGCGUUAAGGCCUCAGAUAGACUGCAGACGAUCCAUGCUCGUAAGUGGAAGAGCGCCAGAGCACUUAAGAGUACCAUGGAUGAACUGGUAGCUGUCCCUGACCACGGAGUUACAGACACCCAGUUGGUUGGCCUCUUUUAUCGGGCUAUACCCGAAGCCCUCCGAGGGCAUUUCUUCGCAAAGAGCGAAGACCCUGCCACUACAUACGAUUCCCAUAGUCGCGAAGUAGUGACUUUUGAAGCCAAGUCUGCGUCUGUGUCCACUUUCUGGCACAAGGACUUGGACAAGGAUGCUAGCCAGUAUGACAUAGGCACAGUAUUACAGCAAGACGAUGGCAAUGGCUAUAGACCCGUAGAGUUCAUGUCCGCCAGAAUGCCUUCAGAGAAGGUCGCGACAUCUACCUAUGAGAGGGAACUCUACGCUCUCAGGCAAGCAUUAGACCACUGGAAAUACUACUUGCUUGGGAGACACUUCAAAGUCUAUUCUGACCAUGAAACAUUACGAUGGUUAAAGACGCAGGCCAAGAUGACACCUAAGCUUACUAGGUGGGCCGCAGAGAUAGAUCAAUACGACUUCGAGCUCAAGCCUGUUAAAGGGAAGUACAAUGUAGUCGCGGAUGCUCUGAGUAGGAGAGCAGAUUACUUUGGGGCAAUAGUACAUUACCUCGAUAUAGGAAAGGAUCUGCAGCAGAAGGUUAGAGAAGCCUACGCGCAGGACCCUAUCUAUAGUGAGCUCCUCACGCGAGUCAAGUAGGCCCCAGAGACCGAGCCGAACUACCGCACUACUGAAGGGCUACUCUUCGAGAAGACUAAUGUAUUUGACCGCCUGUGCAUUCCCAAUAGCGAAGACAUUCGUAGUUUGAUUUUGGGGGAAUGCCACGACACAGAAGGUCAUUUCGGUUGGCAAAAGACCUUAGCCAAUCUGAUGCGCGUGUAUACCUGGCCGGGAAUGAAGAAUGAUUGCGUAG